AAAAAUUCGCGCUUUUGUUUGUAAACAACAUUGGUGAAUUUCCCAUGAGACUGAUAGUCUCAGUGUUUGAGGGAAUUGAGCUGAUAAAAUCACAACUGAUUGACCUGAUGCUCAAUUACACAAUGGAGGAUAGAUCUCGUCACUCUGACGUUGUCAACUUUUAUACAAGACCUUGCACUACAGUUGACUAUAAUAGGAAAUUGUGUGCAAGACAAUUACUGCGAGACUUUAACCAGAUGUAUGAAUACGACAUCAAUUUGGUAUUGAAUUUUUUCCAUGGUCAGUAUGCAAAAACACAUCAAGCACUUUGCAAAAUAAUGGAGGAAUUCAAUAAGUUGGCUCCAUUUGAUGAAAAAUCUAAACAGAACAAGCCAUGCCUUAUAAGAGUCAAAGUUGAAAAUGAUCAAGGAGAGACAGAAAUGAUGGUAUUCAGUAGAAUGCCUGCUUUAAGAAACACAAAAGAGUUCAAACAUAUUCCUCAAUCUUUGCAAGAAGAAAUAGAUUUUGUUAAAAGAGAACAACAGAAGGAUUCCAACAUGGCAGUAGUUGAACAGAUUGAUGAAAACACUGUUGAGUGUUCAUGUUGUUUUGGUGGUUUUGACAUUGCCUUAAUGGCCCAGUGCACUGAUUGUCAUCUGAUUUGCAAGGAGUGCUUAAGCAUGUAUGUGAAAGAAAUGGUGUAUGGAUCAGGAAAAAUAAAUCUUGAGUGCUUAUCUUCUGAUUGUGGCAUGUCAUAUCCUAUAUCUGAGCUACAGCGAUGCCUUGACAAAACUUUAGUUGACAAAUUACAGGAAAGAGGAUUUAUGGAAGAUAUAAAGAUGGCAGGAGUUGACGAUCUAAUAAGUUGUCCUGGGUGCAAUUUUACUGCAACACUGUCACCAACAGUCAAGAUGUUUCUAUGUAGAAACUUAGAUUGCCAAAAGGCUAUAUGUCGUUAUUGUCAAGUAGACUGGAAUGACCAUGAGGGUUUAACAUGUAAUGAAGUGGAAACAAAAGAUGAAACAGCCUUAAGAAAAGAAUAUGAAGAAAAAAUGACUAAGGCAAAAGUGAGAACAUGCAAGGAUUGUAAAACUGAAUUUCUUAAGGAAGAUGGAUGCAACAAGCUUACAUGCAGAUGUGGAGUUAGAAUGUGCUAUAUAUGCAGAGAGUCAUCGAUAGACUAUACACAUUUUUGUGGUCACUUCAGAGAACCAGGCAGACCGUGCUCUAAAUGUAAAGCCUGUUCAUUAUGGACUAAUCCUGAGGAAGACGAUCAAAGAGCCAUAGAGGAAAUUAGGAAGGAAGCGGCUGAGAAACAAAAACAUUUAGGGUUGGAUGAAAAGAUAAUUGGUGUACCUCAUACACCCAAAAAAUAAUUGCCAAGAUAAUUUAGAAUCAAAAUGUUUAACUGAACAAUGAACAGGAAAAUUUAAAUAGGUCACAUUUUCUGUGUCAGACUGAAUCUAUUUUAACAUUAGUCAUAUCUAUUUAUGACCUGCAGGCACCAGUAUCAAGGAAUUAAAGGUCAUAAAAUAAAAUUUAACUUUUCUGGGCAGCAUCAUUGUCAGUGAUGGAGAUGUUUACCUCAAGGUGGCAUGCCAAAACAGGAAAGUGCUGUCUUGCAGAAACCACUGUCUAUUUAGGCCAAUGGAGAUGAGGCUGAAGGUGACUCAGCAGCAAUGAUUUAGAAGACACAUCCCUAUGAGAUAAACACUAGGACAAUACUACUAAUGAAGAAAUCCAUUGAUGAAUAGGCACCGCCUCUCUCUGUGACGGAAUGUCACAUACAUAUGAAAUUUUUUGGACAUAUAUUUUAAAACUCAAUGCAAACUGAAAACCACAUGACAAUGGACUCCAGGACAAGAAAUACUGAAGCAGGGCCAGUACUUAGAAACAACAAGGCGUCAUACCUCCAUCAGGUAUGAAAAUGCCAUUGCUAGUGACCUCAGUGGUGACACUUAGUCACCUGAUUCACUGCACUUGACUGAACAGCACUGGAGGAUCAACACAUCUGGAACUUAGCUGCCUUGUACUACUGGAUUAUAUAUAUAUAUUUAUAAAUUUGUAUAUCUAGGGGUGUCUACUAGAACUAGAUAUUUACAAACUAUGAAGAAAUUGAUGAAUGAUAUCAUAAUUAUAAGUAUUGAAGCUGGCCAUAAUGUCCCAUAAUAUUUCAAUUUUGAUCUCACUAUACUAUACAGUUUGCAAUCUAUAGAUACAUUUUAUUAAAGCAAACUUAUUUUCACAAAAUAGCAUAAUUAAUUAUUUCUUUUCGGAAAGCAACAAUUAUCACUAGAAUGAUAUGCAUUGGUGAUGUGAAACAGUGAAAAAGCUCAAUCCUAGAUCUAGAUAUCUAGUUCUAAGACAUCCUAAGUCUUUAUUAUACUUUAUAUGAUUUUUUUUAUAUCUACUUACGACUAGCUAGACUCUUCUAUUAUAAUAGAUCUAUGUUUUUUUAAUAAAAAGAUUAUAUAGAGGUUCUAUACAUCUUUUCUAGAGUAGAAUAUCUAGCAGAAACUUACAUUAAU
Molecule: messenger RNA, 2507 nt
Organism: Biomphalaria glabrata
Lineage: Eukaryota; Metazoa; Mollusca; Gastropoda; Planorbidae
Product: E3 ubiquitin-protein ligase RNF216-like
Exons: 15
Coding region: 45-1355 (436 amino acids)
Molecular function (GO): zinc ion binding
Source: RefSeq, a predicted model, not a curated record